This is a messenger RNA of Capsella rubella, 507 nucleotides long. Its product is annotated as protein DOWN-REGULATED IN DIF1 11. The coding region runs from base 1 to 507 and encodes 168 amino acids. NCBI's taxonomy places the organism in Eukaryota, Viridiplantae, Streptophyta, Magnoliopsida, Brassicales, Brassicaceae. The transcript has a single exon. The record is from RefSeq and is a predicted model, not a curated record.
AUGGCAAACUCUCAUACCAUGGUAAUGCUCGUAUAUAUAGUAAUGUUUUACAUGACUAGUCCAAUUUUUUCCCAAGAGGUACUAGACAAUGUGGCUAUAUCUCCAACUUCAGGUUUCGAAAUUUAUAUCGAAACUCCCGAUGAAGCUCCAUCCGAAUUAGCUGAAUCCCCUGCAGAGAAAUGUGACCCGGAGCCUAUUAACGAUUACUCACAAAAACAACUCGAUUUUCUUCGGGCUUGCGCGGAAAAAUCGAGCUCGAAAUGCGGAGAUGAGAUUUUCAACAACUUGGUGGAUGAGACGGCAACCCGAAUUACGGAUAGAUGUUGUCUUGAUAUAUUGAAGACUGGAAAAGAUUGUUAUCUUGGAGUUGCUAAGAUUAUAUUCUCCAUAAAAGAGAAUAAAGAAAUGGGAUCUAAGGCUAUUCCAAGAAGUAAACAAACAUGGAACAAUUGUGUCCAUAGAGUUGGGAACAAGAUUGGUACUGUUCCAGUUUCUUUGGAACAGUAA